Penicillium verhagenii is the source of this 2820-nucleotide messenger RNA. RefSeq lists its product as uncharacterized. The record is from RefSeq and is a predicted model, not a curated record. Gene Ontology annotation, cellular component: kinesin complex. The coding region runs from base 1 to 2820 and encodes 939 amino acids. NCBI's taxonomy places the organism in Eukaryota, Fungi, Ascomycota, Eurotiomycetes, Eurotiales, Aspergillaceae. Gene Ontology annotation, molecular function: protein binding. The transcript has 3 exons.
AUGGCACAGAACUGGUUUGGCCGUGGAAACUCUGGGUUCCAGAUUGGGAUCAAUAAUGGCCCUAUCAACAACUCGCAGUUCUACCUGCCCCCAGGCAAGUAUCGCCGAACCUCGAACCGCCUUAAUCUAGCACGACCAGAAACUCCACCAAGCCCUUUAUCGAACGUCCCAUUUCGUCGCGACCCAGACUUUGUUGAUCGUGUAACAUUGCUCAGUCGCAUCGAUGAAAAAAGCUCCAUGACAGGAGCUAGGAUAGCCCUUGUCGGUUUAGGCGGCGUUGGGAAAUCACAACUUGCCAUCGAGUACUCAUAUCGUGUUCGAGAUCAAUCGCCUGAGACAUGGGUCUUUUGGAUCCACGCAAGUAACGAAACCCGUUUCGAACUGAGUUGCCGUGAGAUUGCCGACCGACUUAAACUAUACGGCCGGCAGGAUGCUAAGGCGAACGUAUUCAAACUCUUUCAUGAUUGGCUACAGGAUGAGAAAAAUGGGAAAUGGGUCCUUAUCUUUGAUAACCUUGAUGAUGAUCAUUUCCUUCAUGAAAUCCCACCAAAAGAGCAAAAUAGCCUCGGGAGUGAUGAAAGUGGCGUGCCAGGGCGGUCGAUCUGGGAUUACUUCUCCUAUAGCUCUACAGGGGUAAUAGUGAUUACGAGUCGGAGCAGACACGUGGUAUCAAGUGUGGUGGAAGAUAACGAUGUCAUAUUGGUUUAUCCGAUGGAUGAAGUCCACGCAACAAUGCUCGUCGAGAAGAAGCUUCGAAUGGAAGCAAGCAGGGAAGAAAUUAUUGAACUCACAACAGCACUGGAAUUCAUGCCACUCGCGAUUGUGCAAGCAGCGGCGUACAUCAACCGAAGGGCACCUCGACUUUCAGUCCCACAAUAUUUGAAUAAGUUACGGGAGAGUGACAGCCAGAAGGUCAGACUUCUCAAUCACGAGGGUGCAUACAGACAGCUUCGCAGAGACCGAGAAGCUAGAAGCUCUAUCCUUGGUACCUGGCAGAUAUCAUUCGAUUUUAUACAGGAGAUACGACCAUCAGCAGCAAAUUUACUAUCUCUUAUGAGCUUCUUUGAUCGACAGGGACUCACUAGUUCUUUACUUCGAGAGAGCAGAGAUGGAAAACAACAGCCUGGAGGUAUAUUUACAAAAGCUAUCGACGAGACACCUCAUACCAGUGAUACAGAGAGCACAUGUGAAUCCAACAUUAUUGAGAUGCUUGAGGAUGAUAUACUGGUACUGAGAGACUUCUGUUUAAUAUCUAUUGGACCGAAUGGGAAAACCUUUGAGAUGCAUCGCCUGGUCCAACUAGCCAUGCAGGAAUGGCUUAGGGCGCAUGAAGAACUUGAAAUUUGGAAGGGACGAUUCAUCAGAAACCUCAACAGAGAAUUCCCGGCCAGUGAUCAUAAGAAUUGGCCACUGUGUCAGUUAUUGUUUCCACACGUUAAGUCAGCGAUGUCACAUCAGCCGGAUAAAAAGUCGGAGCAUUCGAUGCUGGAAUGGGCGCUGCUCCUUCAUAAAGGAUCACAGUAUGCUCGAAACAGCGGAAACUGGGUCGAUAUGGAAUCCAUGGCAAUUAAAGGGGUGGAAGCCUGCAGCCUCUUAUUUGGCCCGGAUGACCUAAAAACCCUAAAUAGCAUUGCGAUGCUAGGGCUUGCAUACACCUUGAAGGGACGAUGGCAGGAUGCCAUGAUGCUACACACACAAGUACUUGAGACUAGUCGGAGGGUUUUUGGCGCAGAACACCCCCGUACACUGAAUAGCAUGGCAAACCUAGCGUCAACUUACCGCGAUCAAGGUCAAUGGAAAAAUGCGGAAAUUCUUGGCUUCCAAGUGCUGGAGGCCCAUGAGAGGGUAUUCGGUGUUGAACAUCCUUGGACGCUGAUCGUCAUGACUAACCUUGCAACGACAUAUUGGAACCAAGGUCGAUGGCAGGACGCCGAGGUACUCAACGUGCAUGUGCUAGAGACUCGUACCAGACUUUAUGGCACUGGACAUCCUGACACGUUAAUCGGAAUGUCACAGCUUGCAACAACCUACCAGAAACAAGAGCGAUGGCAGGAUGCUGUAGCGCUCGAGGUGAAAGUGCUUGAUACUCGCAAGCGAAUCCUUGGUCCAAAGCACCCUGACACACUGACCAGUAUGAACAAUCUGGCAACAACUUAUUGGAAUCAAAGUCGCUAUCAGGAAGCUGAAGUACUUCUAGAACAAGUGCUAGAGGCUCAUCAGGGGCUGCCCAAAGAUCAUCCUCACACGUUGAUCAGCAUGGGAAAUUUAGCAUCUAUAUACCUGGAACAACACCGGUACGAGGACGCUGAAGCCCUGAACGAGAAAGUGUUGAAGGUUCGCAAGCGGACGCUUGGAGAAGAGCACCCCGAAACAUUGACUACCAUGGGAAACCUAGCAUCAACAUACCGGAGUCAAGGAAAGUGGCAGGAUGCUGAACGGUUGGAAGUAAAAGUACUCGAGAUUAGCAAGAGGGUCCUCGGCGAAGAUCAUCCUGACACAUUGACUAGCAUGAUCAAUCUUGCAUCAACCUACAAGAAACUUGGCCGCGAACAAGAUGCGAAAGCACUAUUGGCGCAGGUGCCAAAAGCUCCCAGCAUCAUGCUCCAAGUCCGAGAAGAAUAUUCAGAUCGAAGCACCCUUAAUUCAACAGCGGAUUUUGCGAACCUUCGGACAAAGUUUCGGGGGAAUCUCCACCCCAAUACCUCCUUGCCUUUCUCUGCCACAUUAAAAAAGCCAACUGAAUUAAGAGAAAACGGGGUCGAGGGCCUGCAUCCCCCCAAAUGCUGCGAAUUUCUGACAUACGUGGCGACAGGCCUUUGA